ACAGACUUGAAUAGACUGUAUGAAACAAGGGCACAUGCAAGUAGCAUGCUUCGUUAAAAACAUAACCUCUGUAAUAUAAUCAUAGAAUAAUAAGUAAUGUUAUUUACUAACAUGAGAUGAUAAUUAAUAUAUUUUAAUUAAUUAUUAUUAUAUAUAUAUAUUAUACAUAAUUUCAUAUUAAAUGGAGUACUUUACCGAAACAUCAAAUAAUAUUGAUAAUAAACCAAAGUUAACAAAACUUGGAAUUAGUCUUAUAGCAGUAACAGGAGGAUUGGCAGCAGCUAUUAGCAUAAUAUGUAUACCUUUCGUUAGUCCAGCAUUUCGUAAGAUCUGUUUACCCUAUGUACCAGCCACAAAUCAACAAGUACAGAAUGUUCUACAAGCUUUAAAAGGACGUUCAGGUUCAUUGAUUGACCUUGGCAGUGGAGAUGGACGUAUUGUUUUAGCAGCAGCAAAAGCUGGUUUUAAGUCAUAUGGUAUAGAACUAAAUCCAUGGCUUGUAUGGUAUUCUAGAUUAACAGCUUUUACAAAUGGUUUGUCAUCCAAGACUCGUUUCUUUAGACGAGAUUUAUGGAAAUGUAAUUUACAGGACUACAAUAAUGUGAUUUUAUUUGGUGUUGAACAAAUGAUGGAAGAUAUUGAACAAAAAUUUAAUACAGAAUUGCAAAAAGAUUCUGUAAUAAUAGCUUGUAGAUUUCCUCUUCCUAAUACAAAUCCAAUAGCAACCAUUGGCGAAGGUGUUGAUACUGUGUGGUUAUACAAAAGAUAAAACAGUUGCAAAAAGUAAAAUGAGAUACAAAUGUGUAUUUCAAAGAUGUUUUCUCUAUCUUUUUUGCUAAAUUACGAUAAUAAUAAUAACAAAGUACAAGACAUUUAAAUAUCUCUAACAAAAUUGAUGCGUUUU
This is a messenger RNA of Vespula pensylvanica (western yellowjacket), 904 nucleotides long. RefSeq names its product ATP synthase subunit C lysine N-methyltransferase. NCBI's taxonomy places the organism in Eukaryota, Metazoa, Arthropoda, Insecta, Hymenoptera, Vespidae. Bases 182 to 769 code for a protein of 195 amino acids. Gene Ontology annotation, cellular component: mitochondrion. The record is from RefSeq and is a predicted model, not a curated record. Gene Ontology annotation, biological process: peptidyl-lysine trimethylation; positive regulation of proton-transporting ATP synthase activity, rotational mechanism; regulation of mitochondrial ATP synthesis coupled proton transport. Gene Ontology annotation, molecular function: protein-lysine N-methyltransferase activity. The transcript has 5 exons.